AUGGGUUUUGCGUGCUUCAGCUCUUCACAACAUUGCAGAGGACAAGACUGGAGUGGCAAAAGUUUCUGCACAGGUUUCCUACUGCUCCUCAUUGCUGGUGCAGACUGCUGGCACUGGGGAUCUGAUCCUUCGUGCCCAGAAGGUCCAGCGCCUCAGUGCCCCAUCAAUCCUGUAACGGAUUUCGAGAACUACUUUCCUCACCCAACCGACUGUCACUACUACAUCCAGUGCGAUGGCAGCAGAAAGCCCAUAUGCAGACCCUGUGCUCCGACAACGUACUUCAGUCCUAGGAUACUGAAUUGCGUGUGGCCCCUGGACGCUGCCUGCGAGCACAACGCCACAACCAGAGCAGAGAGCCUGCUUCCGCCGAUAUGUGGGCCGAACAGGUGUGACACAGGGCUCAAGAAGGCGGACUAUUCCGACUGCACGCACUUUUUCGUGUGCAACGGAACGUUUGAAGAGAGAAGACAAUGUCCGAAUGGUCAACAUUUUAAUGCGAGAAAGAGAGACUGCGAUGACCAAUGUACUGCAGGUUGCGAGAAUCCUUGUAGAAUCCCGGAGUGCAGGCGCAACUGUAAAUGCGACGAGAACAUGCCUCCAAGGGCAGAUCCUGAAGACUGUACAAUCUGUGAAGUGUGCAGAGGUGGGCAGUUAGUGAAACACACAUGUCCACCUACAGUACAAACACACUGUGGAAUUUGCGAGCGUAGCGAAGACCCUACAAAUUGUCAAAGAUAUUAUGACAGUUGCACUAAAGGCUGGGCACAGUGUGAAGGAAACCUCCAUUUCAACCCAGUAACGAAAACGUGUGACGAUCCCUGUACAGCAGGCUGUAAGAACCCUUGUGAAAUUCGGGGCUGUUUCUGCCCAUGUGACGAGAACAUGCCUCUGAGAGUAGACCCUGAAGACUGUACAAUUUGUGAAGUGUGCAGAAGUGGGCAGUUAGUGAAAGACACAUGUCCACCUACAGUACAAACACACUGUGGAAUUUGCGAGCGUAGCGAAGACCCUACAAAUUGCCAAAUGUAUUAUGACAGUUGCAUUAAAAGUUGGGCACAGUGUGAAGGAAACCUCCAUUUCAACCCAGUAACGAAAACGUGUGACGAUCCGUGUACAGCAGGCUGCAGGAACCCUUGUGAAAUACGAGGCUGUUUCUGCCCAUGUGACGAGAACAUGCCUCUGAGAGUAGACCCUGAAGACUGUACAAUUUGUGAAGUAUGCAGAAGUGGGCAAAUUGUAAAGGAUGUAUGCCCCCCUAGCAAUAAAAAGAACUGUAUACAAAAUAAAUGUUGUGAUCUUACGAGGCAUGACACAGAUUGCCAGCUAUACUAUAACCACUGCAGUCUGUCGUGGUCUCACUGCCCCGGAGAUCUUCACUUUAAUGAGGCGACUCACACCUGUGAUCACCCUUGUAACGCAGGCUGCAAGGACCGAGGAGAUAUCAAAGAGUGCUGUGAAACAGAAGGUGAGGUGUUUGAAGACCCAUGUAGUUGUGACAUGUAUUAUAUUUGCACGGCUGGGAUUAAAGUGCUUGCUGCAUGUGAUAAUGGGCAAGAGUACAAUAGCACUUUACGCCGUUGCGAUAGCUCAUGUAGCGUUGGCUGUCCCAAACUCUUUCCAGGGAAACCAGAAUGUUGCGCAGCGACAGGUGGCAAGCCAGAACCAUCAUGUCCCUCGACUGUAUAUCCAAUAUUCUUGCCGCAUCCAAGUAACAGUCAGUUUUUCUAUGAGUGUUUAAACGGCGUUCGAUCGUGUAAACGUUGCCCUUUGCAAUGUCGCUGGAAUACUGACAUGGACAUCUGUGAGGAAUUGUCUUGUCUUCAACAAGAAAACCAGUUCCAAUCAUAUGGCGCUCCGACCAAAAUAUCAUUUCACUGAUAUCUUACUAUUUUUUUAGUGUGUCUGUUGUCUUCUGCUGGACUAUAUAUUAAUUUUAGGUACGUAUUGAUCUUUUCCUCGUUUCACCAACAGAUAAUCCCACAACAGGGAUAGUAGUAUAAACGGGCGCGAUGACAUGAAACCUUCAAAAUUUGCCAAAAAUUGGAACCUUCGUCGGUUUGAAAUAGAAGUAAAAUUUCAUCAGAAACCACAAAAUGUUAUUUUUAAUGAAAUUAAUGUUUUUUUUUUCAUUUCAUACAAUACUCAAUAGUUGAACGAAUACAUGAAUAUAUAUGAAAAUGAGGAGAAAUAAAUGAGGUAAUUAAAUUUUAAUAUCUAAAUAUGAUCUUAUAAACAUAGUAGAAUGCAAAGAAUUUUAACAAGAGUAGGCCUAAAUUAAAAAAAAAUUUAACCAAAAUAUAUGCAUAAUAAGGCAUCACAUCGCUUUUAAAAUAGAUACCAACCUGUAGGCCACUAAAAUAUGUUUGCUUUUUUCAUACAGAAUCAGCAUCGAUGAGUUUGAUAGCUUAUUAACUUAAGUGCUAGGGCGGCGCCGCUAUAGCUCAAGCGGUUAGUCGCUGGCUUCCCAUCGCAGCGGCCCAGGUUCGAUCCAGGGUCUGGUCAAGUGGGA
This is a messenger RNA of Cryptotermes secundus, 2509 nucleotides long. RefSeq names its product von Willebrand factor-like. Gene Ontology annotation, molecular function: chitin binding. The record is from RefSeq and is a predicted model, not a curated record. The coding region runs from base 1 to 1878 and encodes 625 amino acids. Gene Ontology annotation, cellular component: extracellular region. NCBI's taxonomy places the organism in Eukaryota, Metazoa, Arthropoda, Insecta, Blattodea, Kalotermitidae. The transcript has 2 exons.